This is a messenger RNA of Lactuca sativa (garden lettuce), 2069 nucleotides long. Its product is annotated as proline-rich spliceosome-associated (PSP) family protein. The record is from RefSeq and is a predicted model, not a curated record. Gene Ontology annotation, cellular component: nucleus. Lineage: Eukaryota; Viridiplantae; Streptophyta; Magnoliopsida; Asterales; Asteraceae.
CCGACCAAAAACCCAAACUCGAAGCGGAUAUAAAUUAUAUACGAUCCUUCAUAUCCCCCCGUCAUCCUUCAGUAACCACACCGGCGACAUCGUCACACUCAUUGAUUCCCCGAUGACAGCUGAAGUGGCCAACGGCGCUGUGGCGACCCUGUCCUCUUACCCUAAGGGCGACGUUAAAAACAAUACGAAUACGAAUCAGGCGUCGAAGAAAUCACGAGAAACUGACCGCCGUCGGAGGCGGCGUAAACAGAAAAAAAACAAGUCCGUUGGAGGUGAAGAAACCAACAACGAUGCUUCCGCUAAGGACGAUGGUGCCCUUACCGGCGAUGAUAACGCAAAAGAGAACUCCGAUCCUCAGAAGGUUUUGGAGCAAGUUGAGAUUGAGUAUGUCCCAGAAAAAGCAGAACUAGAUGGCUAUUUCGAUGAUGAAUUCAGGAAGAUCUUUGAGAAAUUCACUUUCAAAGAAACUGCUGCCUCUGAGGAAAACGAUAAGACUGAAGAGACUGCUGCAAAUGCAGCAUCAAACAAGAAAGCUAGUUCAGAUUCAGAGGAAGAAGAACAAGAUGUUCAACAGAAGGACAAAAGUGGCGUUUCUAAUAAAAAGAAAAAGCUUCAAAGAAGGAUGAAGAUUGCUGAACUGAAGCAGAUAAGCACAAGACCAGAUGUAGUUGAGGUGUGGGAUGCCACAUCAGCUGACCCUAAACUACUGGUUUUCCUCAAAUCAUAUCGCAACACAGUUCCUGUUCCAAGACAUUGGUGUCAGAAGAGGAAGUUCUUACAGGGGAAAAGAGGUAUUGAGAAACAGCCUUUUCAACUUCCUGACUUCAUUGCAGCCACUGGGAUUGAGAAAAUUAGACAAGCUUACAUUGAAAAGGAAGACAAUAAGAAGCUUAAACAGAAGCAACGUGAGCGAAUGCAACCCAAAAUGGGAAAAAUGGACAUUGAUUAUCAGGUACUUCACGAUGCUUUCUUCAAAUACCAAACUAAACCAAAGCUGACAUCACAUGGUGACCUCUAUCAUGAAGGAAAAGAGUUUGAGGUAAAACUUAGAGAGAUGAAACCAGGAACCUUAUCACAUGAACUAAAAGAAGCUUUAGGCAUGCCAGAAGGUGCUCCUCCUCCAUGGCUUAUUAACAUGCAGAGAUAUGGCCCUCCACCUUCUUAUCCACAUUUAAAAAUUCCUGGUUUGAAUGCUCCUAUUCCACCUGGAGCCAGCUUUGGUUAUCAUCCUGGAGGCUGGGGUAAGCCACCUGUUGAUGAGUUUGGGCGCCCUGUUUAUGGUGAUGUUUUUGGACAACAAGAAGAAUUGCCCAACUAUGAGGAAGAGCCAGUGGAUAAGACAAAACAUUGGGGUGAUUUAGAGGAAGAAGAGGAGGAAGAAGAAGAAGAGGAAGUGGAAGAGCAAUAUGAGGAAGAGGAUUUGGAAGAUGGCAUUCAGUCAGUUGAUAGCCUUUCAAGCACCCCAACUGGUGUUGAAACUCCAGAUGUUAUUGACCUCCGAAAACAGCAAAGGAAAGAACCUGAGAAACCUCUGUAUCAGGUGCUGGAGGAAAAAGAAGAGAAGAUAGCCCCAGGAACUUUGCUUGGAACUACACAUACGUAUGUUAUAGGAGGUGCACCUCAAGAUAAGCCAUCUGGUAAAAGGGUUGAUUUGCUUAGAGGUCAGAAAACAGAUAGGGUUGAUGUCUCUUUACAGCCCGAAGAGUUGGAGCUCAUGGAUAAUGUUUUGCCUGCCAAAUAUGAGGAAGCUCGAGAGGAAGAGAAGCUUCGUAGUCAAAAGGAGGACUUCAGUGACAUGGUUGCAGAGAAUGAAAAGAAGAGGAAGCGAAAGAUGCAAGAAAAGGACAGCAAAUCGAAGAAAAAAGAUUUCAAAUUCUAGUUCUACUUUCUCCCUACAGGGGUCUUUCUGUCUUUUUUACUUGGGGCAUAAUGUACGAGGUUUCGUGGGUGAGAAGAUAUGAUGAAUGUUGUACACUCGUAGGUUAAUUGUUGUUUGAUAAUGAUUACUUUUAACGAGGUUGGAUCUCAUCCUUGUUGUUACUUUUUUAUUCUGAAUCCUUGUUUAGGCA